Acromyrmex echinatior (Panamanian leafcutter ant) is the source of this 1410-nucleotide messenger RNA. RefSeq lists its product as uncharacterized. Lineage: Eukaryota; Metazoa; Arthropoda; Insecta; Hymenoptera; Formicidae. The record is from RefSeq and is a predicted model, not a curated record. Gene Ontology annotation, biological process: multicellular organismal reproductive process.
AUAUAGAUUCUUAAUUUGCAUCAUACAUUCAUCACGAUUGUUCUCACUGAGAAGAUGUUCUAGAAGAUCCUACACCACAAAACAAUAUCUUUCGUUUGGAAAAUGCUUAUCGCACUUUUUGCUUUUGCACUUGUGACAACAUAUGUUACAGCAGAAAUACCUUCCUACAUCCAUCCAUGUGGCUACAAAGAUCCUAAUUAUGAUCAAUGCACUAUAGACAAUAUUUACAGAUCGAUAGAUACGAUGUGCACAAAGAAUUACGAUGUAAUGUUUUUGAACAACCAAUCAAUACUCAUAGACAAAAUAGUUAUUUUUGAUACAAAUAAUCUUAAAUUAUCUCUCGAAGAUAUAAAAAUACUUGGGAUUUGUGAUAAUUUGAAUAUAAAAUAUGUGCACGUAGAUCCUGACAGACUCCAUUAUGAUGGUGAAAUUGUAAUUGGAAAAUUGAGAAUUAAUUCUUCGUAUGACUUCAACAUACGUGUACUGGUGCCUCUUGCUAAUAAGGGACUGGUUACCAUAAAACUAACAAAUGACACAUUAUUGAAAAUAAAUCUGGAUCUAAAAGUGGCCACUAAGAAUGAGAAAAAAGAGAUAUAUGCUUCGAAAGUAAAGACAAAUAUUAAUGUCGUAGGAAUGGAAUAUAUAUUUGAUGAAAGCGAAAAGGAAUUAGUUCAUCUGCAUCAAGCUAUCAAAAAUGUCGUAGACAAUAAUACUGAAGAUAUUAUUAAUAUUGUUGUAGCAGAAGUAGAAGAGAAAAUCUCUCAAAUAAUUAUCGACGCAUUUAAUACUAUUAGCCGUUCCAAUUAUGAGAAACUAUUUGGCAAGAAUGCAUAAAUUGUCUGGUACUUUAGGAUUCGUUAUUGUAAGAUUUCUUAUAUAUUAAAAUUGUACUAAAAAAAUAGCUGAAAUACUUGGAAAUUUUGUUACAAUACUUUGAAAAUCGAUGACGUGAAAUUUAGUUAACCAAGUGAUGAUAACAUUAUUAUUAUUCAUAUAGAUUGUAACUGCAACAGAGUAAUAUUUAAAUUAAAUUUUUGUCAUCUCUGGAUGGAAUAAUAGAGACUAAUUUUAUCUAAUUUUCUUUUUUUACUGCAUUAGUCUAUAUUUGUACGUGUUAAUGCUGCUGAAGUAUCGAUAGGCUUAAUAAUUUCAGAUUUGAUGAUUCUCAUUAAUUAUUAUUUGUGGCAUAUUGCACUGCGUUGUGUUGUGUUCUUGCGUGAGAUUCACACGGCUACUUUUAUCCAGCUAUAUAGUGGGCAAUUCUUCUCAAUUUAUUGCCUUGAAUUGAGAAGAAUUGUUUAUCUUAUCUGUGGAUCAGUAAGACACAAUAGAAAUAAUGGAUAGAAUAUUGGAUGUACUGCGAUGUCUUUUGUUCUUAGUAAUUCAUUAAAAUUUGCUCUCUGAAAAUGA